Molecule: messenger RNA, 598 nt
Organism: Dimorphilus gyrociliatus
Lineage: Eukaryota; Metazoa; Annelida; Polychaeta; Dinophilidae
Source: the annotation of a GenBank genome assembly
GAUGCCAUCCACGAAUACGCUAGGAAAUGUAAAAAGCGGAAAGACUGUUUUCUUUCUCUGCGAUAUGCAAGAAAGAUUUCGAACAGCUAUAAAACAUUUUAACGAUAUAUUAGAAGUAUCCAGACGUUUGGUUUCGGCAGCAAAAAUUCUUAAAAUACCACUUGUCGUCACGGAACAAUAUCCAAAGGGAUUAGGAAAUACAGUAUCAGAACUACAAGAAGCUACGGAGGCUGCUGUUGGUGUCUUUCAGAAGACUAAGUUUAGUAUGAUGAUACCAGAGGUAGAGCAUAGACUACCUGAUUUGUGCGAUGGAGCUCUAAAGCACAUAGUCGUGUUCGGAGUUGAAACUCAUGUUUGUGUACAGCAGACUGUCAUAGACCUAUUGCAGAAAAACUAUGAAGUCUAUGUCGUUGCGGAUGCCACGUCAAGUCGGAGUUCAGUCGAUAGAAAAUUUGCUUUAGAGAGAAUUCGGCAAGCAGGAGCGAUCGUGACAACUGCCGAAUCCCUACUACUGCAAUUGGUUGGCAAUAAGGAUCAUCAAUUUUUCAAGGAAAUACACCAAAUAAUACGAUCGUGCCCACCACAAUCUGGUUUAUAA